AUGUCUCCCAAGUCGAUUCCAACUGUUUCAGCAAACAACAACCAGAAGAAUAUCCAAGAAGGGGAACAUGCAAUCGGUUUAGAACUGUUUGCGAACACCCUCUCUGGUUUCCCGGCGAUAUUUAAAACGCUCAAUUCCGACUUUAUCGUCCAAGAAAUCACCGAAAGUGGCGAAGUGUGCUCGUUGACCGAACUCGAACCUCUCGUCGAUCGAGAGUUGGAAAGGAAAGAGAAAGCGAUGUUGGAAAACACGACGGUGACGAAAAUCAUCGAAGAAGAUGAUAACGACGAUGAUCGGGGUGGCGGCGACGCGAAUGAGAGUUCUAACAACGUCGUCGUGGUCAAAGAAGAGAUAUUUGAAGAGUUCAAGAAGAUUUCAGGGAGCGAGGAAGACGUGGAGCGGUUGCGCGCGUUUCUGAAUACGCCAGGGGUGAGACGAGGGACUCAACCCCUAUUACAAGUUUUAGAAGACGGCGACGGCGACGGCGGCGAGGGGAAAAUUGGCAUUCUUGAACCAUUAGUAUUAGCACCCUCCAAAGAUAAAGAACACAGAAAGCAACUGCACGCGUUUUUUCGGCAGUUUCAACUCGAUACAGAUUCUGUGACGCUAGACAAUGGACAUCCGAAUGCGACGAAUGGGCAAAAUUUAUGCAUUCGCGUGCACCCAUCCUCGGGGGGAGGCAAGAAGAGAGGCGCGAGAGACGACGAUAAUAAAAGCAAAAACAACAAGCGGCACAAGAAAGCCACUCCAGAUACGCGACCGAAAUGGCCAGCAGAUCUCCCGACGACUUUGCAGUUCGUGAUGUGUAAAUCGGGAAGAGAUACGACAGAUGCACUGAAUCAACUUGGCAACCUUCUGAAAUGUAACCCGAAACGGUUUCAAAUAGCUGGUACGAAGGAUAAGCGAGCAGUUACGACGCAAAGAAUAUCAGUUUAUAAGUACCGAGCGUACCGACUCGCUUCUUUGAACAAAGCGUGUAAAGAUAUAAAGAUUGGUAACUUCACCUACGUCGAAAGACCGCUGUAUUUCGGCAAAUCGAUGGGGAACGCAUUCAUCAUCUGUCUUAGAAACAUAGAUGAACGGCUCAAAGAGACUGUAAUAGCUGGUAUUAACGCCUUGCGCGAAACUGGAACGAUUAAUUAUUUCGGCGCUCAGCGAUUUGGCAACGUAUCGUCGACAACACAGGAUGCUUCAGAGACAUCAACCGGCACGACGCAUAAAAUUGGAGCGUUGCUCUUAAAUGGUAAGUUCAAGGAAGCCGUAGAUGUUAUAUUACAGCCAAAGAUGAAAGAAUCCACGAAGAUUAAGCAAGCAAAGGAGAAAUAUCUCGAAACUAAAGACGCGCAGGAAGCUUUGAGAACGAUUCCUAGAUUUAUGCACAUAGAACGCGCGAUAUUAGAGGUGCAAGCAGCGAAGGGCCGCGAAAACGAUUUCUGCGGACAGCUAACAGCCAUUCCGAGCAAGAUGAAGCGCAUGUAUAUUAACGCGUACCAGAGUUAUUUAUGGAAUAAAGUUGCGAGCGAACGAGUCCGAAAAUUUGGAAUCAACACAGUCGUAGAGGGUGAUUUAGUCGCCAUUAUAGACGACGAAGACAACGGGAAAACAGCGGAAGAGAUUCAAAAACAUUCGGACGAAGCCUAUGAUAAAGGUCUCAAACGUGGCGAAAAUUUGAAGAAAGUGAAACUUGUCACAGCUGAAGACGUCUCGAAGAAUGCUUUUGAUCCCUCCGAUGUCGUUUUACCAGUUCCUGGACACGCAGUUAUCUACCCUUCUUGGGCAGCAACCAAAGCAGACGGCGAAGACGAUAAAACGUUGGACGGCAAAGCUCUGUUUCACGAGCUCGCCAUGAACAAAGACGGCGUAGACUUAGAGCUCACGAAACAUUCCAUCAUGGAAUUUUCUAUGCGAUCGUACCCGGGCGAUUAUCGCAGACUCUUUCUAAAACCGAAAGAUCUUGAAUGCGAGUUCAUGCGAUACGAUGAUUCGAAAAUAGAUUUACUGAAAACGGACAUGGACGCUUUCGUCAAGAAGAAUAUGAAAAAUACCGACGAAGACGACGACGGCGACAAAAAAGUAGAGAAGAAAGGAGGAAAACUUCUCGCCGCGAAACUCUCCUUCAAGCUCGGCGCUGGCAAUUACGCGACGAUGAUUUUGCGAGAGCUCACGAAAGCUCAAGCCAGAGAAUAUUCCUCGCACUAG
Messenger RNA from Bathycoccus prasinos, 2199 nucleotides. Its product is annotated as pseudouridylate synthase 7 homolog. The transcript has a single exon. The record is from RefSeq and is a predicted model, not a curated record. Gene Ontology annotation, cellular component: nucleus. Lineage: Eukaryota; Viridiplantae; Chlorophyta; Mamiellophyceae; Mamiellales; Bathycoccaceae. The coding region runs from base 1 to 2199 and encodes 732 amino acids. Gene Ontology annotation, biological process: pseudouridine synthesis. Gene Ontology annotation, molecular function: RNA binding; pseudouridine synthase activity.